Meriones unguiculatus (Mongolian gerbil) is the source of this 2364-nucleotide messenger RNA. RefSeq names its product ZFP90 zinc finger protein (gene Zfp90). Gene Ontology annotation, molecular function: DNA-binding transcription factor activity; RNA polymerase II cis-regulatory region sequence-specific DNA binding. The record is from RefSeq and is a predicted model, not a curated record. The coding region runs from base 236 to 2188 and encodes 650 amino acids. The transcript has 5 exons. Gene Ontology annotation, biological process: regulation of transcription by RNA polymerase II. Lineage: Eukaryota; Metazoa; Chordata; Mammalia; Rodentia; Muridae.
CCGUGUGCGCAGGCGCCCUUGUGGCUUUGCGCCCUCCGCUGUGGCCAUUGUGCGACCCUGCUGUGGCAGAGGCCAGCUUGCGAAACUGGUCCAUUACACAGAACAGCACCGCGGAGAAAAGAGACUGCAGCGGGCGCUAGAGGGGCUGAGCCGAGGUCGCGGACUCCGAAGCCCGGGAGGCAGCGAUCCCGAGUGCCGUGGCCCCGGACUGUAGCCAGCACACACUGAGGCAGGAAUGGCCCCGAGGCCUCCGACGGCCACGCCCCAGUUCAAGAGCAGCAUUUGUGGCGUUGAUCCCUACUUGAGCAGGACUGUGGUCCCACAGGAGUCAGUGACAUUCAAAGAUGUGGCUGUGGACUUCACCCAAGAGGAGUGGCACCACGUGAACGCUGCCCAGAGGAGCUUAUACAGGGAUGUGAUGCUGGAGAAUUACAGCCACCUGGUUUCUCUUGGGUAUCAAGUGUCCAAGCCAGAGGUGAUCUUCAAAUUGGAGCAAGGAGAAGAGCCAUGGAUAUCAGAGAGAGAACUUCAAAGACCUUUCUGUCCAGACUGGAAGAGCAGGCCUGACAAAUCGAGUCUUCAGCAGAGCAUAUCUGAAGUUUCCCACAGUACAAAUGUUUUGUCACAUGCCACAUUAGGGGCUGUCUGGGAUGUCAGUAUCCAGAGGCACCAGGAGAGUUGGAGGAGACAUCUGGGGCCAGAGGCAUCUUCCCAGAAGAAAGUAACCACCCUAGAGAAAAAAAUCGAGCAGAAUAAAUUUGGUGAAGACUCUAGAUUGAGCACACACUUGGUUUCACAACUGGAAAUUCUUUCAAGUGUAAGGUCCAGUGACUGUGAAACACUUGGAAACAAUUUGGAAUAUAAUUCAGAAUUAGUUACUCGGAAUAGUGUCCUUGUAAAAAAGAAGCCUUAUAAAUGUGAUAAAUGUAGGAAAUCAUUUAUUCACAGAUCAUCACUUAACAAACAUGAGAAAAUCCAUAAAGACGAUGCUUAUCCCAAUGGCACAGAGCAAGGAGUUUAUUCUGGAAGGAAACAUCAUGAAUGUACUGAUUGUGGGAAAACCUUCCUCUGGAAAACACAGCUUACUGAACACCAGCGAAUUCACACCGGGGAAAAACCCUUUGAGUGCAAUGUGUGUGGAAAGGCCUUUAGGCACAGCUCAUCCCUAGGUCAGCAUGAAAAUGCACAUACAGGAGAGAAACCCUACCAGUGUAGUCUCUGCGGGAAAGCCUUCCAGCGCAGUUCUUCUCUUGUUCAACACCAGCGAAUUCACACUGGAGAAAAGCCCUAUCGAUGUAGCAUCUGUGGGAGGUCGUUCAGGCAUGGCACAUCCCUCACCCAACACGAGGUCACACACAGUGGCGAGAAGCCCUUCCAGUGUAAGGAAUGUGGGAAAGCCUUUAGUCGAUGUUCUUCCCUUGUUCAGCAUGAGAGGACGCAUACCGGAGAGAAACCUUUUGAAUGUAGCAUCUGCGGGAGGGCUUUCGGUCAGAGCCCAUCCCUUUAUAAACAUAUGAGGAUUCAUAAAAGAGGCAAACCUUAUCAAAGUACUAGCUUCAGCUUGGCUUUUGAGCCCAACACAUCUCUUCUUCAAGGUGAAAGUGCACUUACUGAGGUAAAAUUGUACCAUUGUAAUGACUGUGGGAAAGACUUCAGUCACAUUACAGACUUCACUGACCAUCAGAGCCUCCAUGCUGGAGAGAAUUCCUAUGACUCUGAGCAGGCCCUUAGUCAGCAGUCUGUGUCUCAUCCUGGAGAGAAGCCCUAUCAAUGUAACGUAUGUGGAAAAGCCUUUAAAAGGAGUACAAGUUUUAUAGAACAUCACAGAAUUCAUACUGGAGAAAAACCCUAUGAAUGUAAUGAGUGUGGAGAAGCCUUCAGUCGACGCUCCUCGCUUACCCAACAUGAGAGAACCCACACUGGAGAGAAACCAUAUGAAUGUAUUGACUGUGGGAAAGCCUUCAGUCAAAGUUCAUCCCUUAUUCAGCAUGAAAGAACUCAUACCGGAGAGAAACCCUAUGAAUGUAAUGAAUGUGGGCGUGCCUUUAGAAAGAAAACCAACCUGCAUGAUCAUCAGAGGAUUCACACUGGAGAAAAACCCUAUGCUUGUAAGGAAUGUGGGAAAAACUUCAGUAGGAGCUCAGCUCUUACUAAACACCAGAGAAUUCAUACACGAAAUAAACUGUAGGAAACCUAAAAUUAUAGAAUGGGUAGGAAGCUUCGUCUAAAUACUGUUCCAACCCCAUAUCUGAGAAAUGUGAAAGUUUGAGAAUGUAAUUAUAUGUUCGUAUAUUGUGUAUGGAGAAAACUGCCACUAGGCAUAUUUAAAAAAAAGAAAAAUAAAAGCCAUUCUUUUCAUAUCUG